Lasiosphaeria miniovina is the source of this 2343-nucleotide messenger RNA. RefSeq lists its product as uncharacterized. The record is from RefSeq and is a predicted model, not a curated record. Gene Ontology annotation, biological process: magnesium ion homeostasis. The transcript has 4 exons. Lineage: Eukaryota; Fungi; Ascomycota; Sordariomycetes; Sordariales; Lasiosphaeriaceae. Bases 1 to 2343 code for a protein of 780 amino acids.
AUGAAGACCUCGACCUCAGCGGCCCCCCACCGCGCCACAUCGACAUAUCCCAGUGGCUUGUUCGCAGCGCGCUCGGCCGUCGUCGGUCUCGCGCGCGUCCUCUUUAUGGGCGUGUCAACUGCUUAUGCUGCGCCGUUAACUACCUUUGAGCACUACCACGAUGACGAACCAGAGGAAGUUGGCGCGAGCCUCUGGGUAUUAUAUGUGGCUUCGCUGGUCCUGGUACUCCUAGGCGGUGCCUUCGCCGGCCUCACCAUCGCCUUGAUGGGCCAGGACGGUAUAUAUCUGCAGGUCAUGGCGCGUGACCCUACCGAGCCCCAACAUAGGAACGCCGGCAGAGUGUUUGAGCUGUUACAGAGGGGAAAACACUGGGUUCUGGUCACCCUGCUGUUGUCCAAUGUCAUCGUCAACGAGACACUUCCCGUUGUCCUUGACCGCUGUCUUGGGGGCGGUGUCGCCGCUGUUGUCGGUUCGACAUUCCUCAUUGUGAUCUUUGGCGAAGUCCUUCCUCAGUCCGUCUGUGUUAGAUACGGCCUUCAGAUUGGUGGCUACAUGUCCAAGCCCGUUCUCGCCCUGAUGUAUCUGAUGGCGCCCAUCGCUUGGCCCACUGCCAAACUGCUGGACAAGCUUCUGGGAGAAGAUCACGGCACUGUCUACAAGAAGAGCGGGUUGAAAACUCUUGUCACGCUUCACAAAAGCCUCGGUCACGUAUCCGAUCGUCUAAACCAAGACGAGGUCACCAUCAUCAGCGCAGUUCUGGACUUGAAGGAAAAGCCAGUCGCAAGUGUGAUGACUCCCAUGGAAGACGUCUUUGUCAUGGCCGAGGAUACUGUCCUCGAUGAGCAGACGAUGGACAUGAUCCUGUCUGCGGGGUACUCCAGGAUUCCAAUUUUCGAAGCCGGGAGCCCGACCAACUUUGUUGGUAUGCUGCUGGUCAAAAUUCUGAUCACGUACGAUCCCGAAGACGGCAAGCUCGUUCGAGACUUCCCUCUGGCCACUCUACCCGAGACCCGUCCCGAAACGAGCUGCCUAGAUAUCGUGAACUUCUUCCAGGAGGGCAAAUCCCACAUGGUUCUCGUAUCAGAAUAUCCAGGUGAAGACCACGGCGCGAUCGGCGUUGUCACUCUCGAGGACGUAAUUGAGGAGUUGAUAGGAGAAGAGAUUAUUGACGAGUCAGAUGUCUAUAUUGACGUACACAAGGCGAUUCGCCGUUUAACCCCUGCUCCGAAAGCAAGAAUGCUUCGUCGGCCAUCAGAGGACCAGUCUCCCAAGCUCAUUGACGAUAGCGCUGUGGUUGUCGAUGGUGCUAAUAGAACAGGAGGCCACGACUUCCAGCGAAAAUCAGCAGACUUGGUUGGCGGCACUCCUGACCCAUCGGUGCUCUCCAGUAGCCCCAGGGCAACGACUUUUAUGAUGCGUAGGAGCUCGGCUGGAGCGGAUGGCCUGCCUGUGAGAACGACCAUUCCGGUUCGGGCAAACUUUGAAGAAAUCAAGCAACAUCUCAGACACCUCGGUCCUUCGAAUCCCGCCACCAAUCCCAAGAACACGCGGUCCACAACGGUGAAGGUCAAGCCCGGUCUUGUGGUUGGAUACCAACAGACCCCCCCUCGCCCUGCAUCUUUCGCCGAAGGAGUCAUAGACACAUCUAUUGAUGAAGGACACGAGCAGGAAGAGGACGAGACAACUAAUCUCUUAGGAGCUCAGUUCAAGGGAAAGGACGGCAUACAGGCCUUGUCACAAACAACGUAUGGCUCCGUGAGUCCGCCUUCGGCGGAGCAGCAUCCAUCACCAAAAUUGCCAGAAAUCAUGCCAUCUUUAUUGGAAACGAAACAUGAAGAGCCGAGCAAGGUGCCGGAUACCGCAACGCAGACCCCGUCGAAAAGAGCCCAGGUGGACGGGAGUCCUGAAGCAUCUGGUCCUGCACAUUCGUCCGGCUCCAACAGUGACACCGGUUCACGACCAGAACUCCACCUCGUUCCGAAACGGGCCUCCGUCCGCAGCGGAAGCAUCACCGAGAAUGUGAUUGAAUCUCGUGGCGUACGAAAGGUAAUCCUUGAGACGACUAGUUCUAAUGAUGACGACGACGUCGCCGUGAUUGGAUCUUCGCCAGAACACUCAAGAUCGCAAAGUAAAAUCACUGGGUUUUUUGGCAAGGCCCCCGUCCUCGAGGCUGAAGAGGAGGAAGAGGAGGAGGUCACAUCGCCUACUGGGGCACUAAGUACCUCGGAACUAUCGACGGCGGGGGGGUCGACGACCGGAGCCAAGUCUGGGGGAGGAAGCGGAAGCGCCAGUGGCAGCAAGAAGAAGACUAGACGGAAAAAGCGCAAGGGCGGUAAGUCGUAG